GUUUGAGGGGUUGCGAGGGCGGUCUGAUUGUUCGUUAGCUUUUCGUGUGGAAUAGCCCAAUGGCUGACAAAAGACCAAAUGAGUGGGUACAGCUUUUACUUUCCAGAUUUGAUUCUCAGGUAAGCGACUUUUUAUCGCAUGUGUAGGGAAAGAUUUAUAAUUCUCAAAGAAUUAGAACCACAGUUAAGGUGACUUCAUGUGUAUGACACCAUGCUUAAUACAAGUUAAAAAGGAAAAAAAACGUUGGAGAAAUAAAGCAAAGUACUGUGUCAAUUCUAAAAAAGGCCUUUUUUAAUGUAGCGUGGGCUAGUGUAAUUUAGGGAGUAGAUUAUCAGGGGAAAUUUGUAGAAAAGUAAACUAUUUGGUAUUGAUUUAUGCGAAGUUUAGAGUCUAGUUUGAGGCGUUUUUCACCGAUAAAGUUUGAAUGAAAGUUGCACGCGUUACUCCAGAGCCUCAGGACAAAGCUAUGAUUUGGUGAAUUAUCGCAUAUAUUCAAACUAAAAGUUCCUAAGAAACGCAAAAUUUUGCCUUUGUUUUCACUUUUAAAAGUGAAGCACAAUUGUGCUUGACUUAAGAAUGUGAAUGUAUGAAACGUUGAGAUACAUAGCUUAUUUGCAGCCUGUUGCUCUUCAACAGUAACAAGUUCCGAAAAUUUUCGAUUUGAAAUUUAUCAAACUUGUUUUUAUCUUACCUGUUUACUUUAGUAGAAUUGGAGUAUACUGUCCAUGUAUCACUUAGGACGUUUGUGAGCGGAAGAGUGAAUGGGCAGUAAAACUGUCAGCGUUUGUAAUUGUUUCUUAGGUUGAUUUAAUUGCAGAUGCUUUUAUGCACAGUCCGAUCAUGAGUCUACUUCUGAUACUUAGGAUCAAAUGUUGUCAUGGUGAUACAGUACAGCACUGUAUUGUUUUCACUAAUAUCAAUAGUGUCUCAAACGGCUAUUACAAACUCAUCCAUAUCAUUUCCAAAACGCUAGGAAUCACAUAACCUUACUUCCAAUGAAUGCAACAUGAUUUUUUAACGUUUCAAGACUUUGGAUCAUCUUUGUGGACUGAUACAUUUUAUUGUUAUCUAUGAUUAAAAUAUAUUCACAUGUUUUUAUUUGCUAUAACUUUAAUGUUUUGUCAUUCAUUUAGUUAUUUUUGUUCUAAGUUAAUCCAUAAUCAUAGCCUUCAAUUCAUUUUUCUGAGAAUCAUAGACACUCAUUCAACGGUGAUACCCGCUUUCAUUAAUUCUUUCAAUCCUUUUUUACUAAACUACCUAGGAAUUGCGCACAAAACGUCUGCAAUUUAGUUACAAACAUUUUAUCUAAGUCCAAACUUCAGAACCGUUGAUGGACUGAGUAAUGGAAAACUCAGUUCAUCAAGCAAAAUGAUCUUACUCUCGUAUCAAACAAGUGAUUUCAGCCCUUCAGUAAAAACAACCAUUAUAGAUCAUUGCAACCAUUACACUGACAAUAAAUGUACAAAUAGACAACUGCUCUGAAAAGAACAUAAAUCACAACUACUUGACCUCAAAAAAGUUUUAUUUUAAAGCUGUCCUAAUAAAUGUGUUGGCAUAAUCUUUAUAAAUUAUCAGGUCUAGACUACAAAAUUAUCAUCCAUAUGAUCAGUUGCCAAUAAGGUUUUUAAAGAAACAACUCAAACAGAUGCGACCAGAAAAGUUGAACGGAGGGUUAAAAAACUCUUUAGAAAACGAAAGAUAAAUCAGUUGUUAGUGUUGAUCCUCUUAAGCGCCUUAAACCAUCAAGUACUAUUAUUCCAAGACUUUACGGCCUUACAAAAGUACAUAUACAGGAUUUUUAAAAGGCUUAUACUAGACAUGAAGAUUUACCAUAAAAUGGGGCUAUUAGAUGGCUAGUAGAAAUCCUACAACAUGUCGAAAAUCAGCUCAAAAAACAGAGAGCACUAAAUCCACUCAAUUUUUUCGAUUUGGUAUCAAUGUAACCACAAUGAGAAUGACGUCAUUUCAAAAGUUUUUACCUAACGGCGAUAAAAAUGUUCUUUGAUCAUUUUGUUUUUAGUUAUUCUUUAUUAUCAUCACGUUUUUAUCUUGUUUUUCAUUUUUUCCAUAUUUGUCAAAUGCAAGAUCAUCUUUCACUAACUUGGUUUCAUCUUAUUAUCUUUCUCUACAUUUUUCAUCGUUACGCAACCUCCCUCUGGCACUUGAAAUGAUGUAACCUUAUUUUUGAUUUACCACCAUAUUUGUUAACCAUUUUUAUGUGCGGUUAUAUAGUUUGAGUAAAUGAUAUUUUUGAUGUAAACGUUCUGAUUUGAACUGUCUUUAAUUCUUUAAUGGGACCAAAGGUUGAUUUAGCUUUUAGAUUACUAAAAAUAGGUAAAAUACAGUUAUUUUAAAAGUAUUUCCUACCAUCCUCUAUCUUACUAUAGUGCAUAAAUCUUUCAAGGAACUUGACAUGCCUCUUAAAACCCAGGAUUAAGGAUAACAGCGUAAAAGGUUUUGAAAAUUCCCUGGUUACUCUUUGCUUAAUCGACUAUGAAAUCCUUACCCCCAGUAAACGUAUGGACACUCUAAGGUUGCUUUCCCUAAUAUAUAGCGACAAAAACCGUCGCUUGUGGUUUUCCCCUAAUCAAGUAUCAUUUAAAUCAUUGAACUUGUCAAUAUUUGUGAACAAUAUAAAUAUUCCGUUUAUUUAUUCCAAAGUUGUCAGGUUUUCUUUGCUGCCUAGUAGCAUAAUGCAUACUCAUGUGACGGACUUUAGGAUAAACGAAGUUCAAAUGAUCAUUUAGCCUACACUAAAAUAAAUUGACUGUUGUAUGUACAUGUAAAAUUGAGUACUUAAACAAUUAAGAAGCGGUUUUAGAAUAACAUCCAUCUAGCGAAUAUGUAGUAUUUUCGUACAUCUCUCACGUUUUGUGUGAUUUAAUUGUCAAGCAUCUUUUUUCAUUGAUUCGUCUAUUGAGUUAUUUUGCAAUGACACUGAAAGUCCAUGAUUUUAUGUAUUACUGGUUUUGUAUUUGAUCAAAUUAAUGUUAGGUUGGUCAAAGAAUGACUAUUUAACCGCAUCUUACGGUAAUCAAUCCCGGAUCCUGAUGAACACAUGGUUAAAAUGAAUUCAAACUAUGAGAUUAAUACUUUACAGAAGGGUUUGGUACAAGUAAUUACGAAAUUUCAAGAUAGAUUUCCAUAAUGCUUGAUUAUUCAAGUACCACUCUACACCAAUGUCUCACUUCAUUUACUAUAAAUUAAUAAUGCUGUGAUUAAGGAAAGUAAAAAUCCUAAACCAGAAUCAAUAGUUUUUUCAGAUAAUUUUACUUCAUGAAGACAACUCCUAACAGGUCUUGUUUUUUUAAGCUUCCAAUACGCACUGGGAUACAUACUGCUCAAUCUACACAAAAUAUGGAAAGAAAUAAAGAAUGUUUAGUAAACGUGAGCAGGUAUAAAUUUUCACUGGUCAUAUCUGGAUUAACAAAAAUGCUUCAAAACAUUGACAGUAUGCAAGUAUAUGGACCAGAUGCAGAAAGAAAUUUUUGUGACUCACUUUUGAUUGUAUUGGAAACAUUGGAGAAAUGUCUUACAUGUCAACCUCACGAUACCUCUCGACUAGAUGAGACUAUUCUGGUCAAAAACCUACUUCAAGAGUUAUUUAGAGUUAGAAAUCUUGUGUUAAAUGUAAAUUUAUGUAUAAUAUUAAUUUGAAUUAGUUUAUGAAUUUAACUAGCGAAAAUGGAAAGAUGUACAAUCAACUUUUGUUGCUGGUAUCGCAGGUUCUAUACGCUUUAAGUACACAAUACUUUAAUGCUGUGUUCAAUCGAAUACCUAAUUGUCUUGCUUUAGCUGCACAAGAUGAAUCAAAUGUUGAUCAAGCCAAUGAACUGGAGUUAAUUCAACACUUGAAUUUAGAUAUGCGUAAACUAUCACGCCUCAUACUAGAAAUAUGUAAUCGUUUCAGAUCGUUGAAAAAGUCUACUUGGUUACACCUAGCUGUUUACUUAGAAAGAGCUAUUUGGAACUGGUUAGAAAAUUAUCCUCAAGAGUUUGAUGAACUACAAAAGAAACCGAAUGAUGAAUUGGCCGACUGUUGUGAACGUCUGUUUGAUUUGUUCACUUCACUUUGUGCUGAAAGUGGGCGGAAGAAAAUUCUUGUUUGGCCUCUACAAAUGAUGCUUUUGGUACUUUGUCCAAAAAUUCUUGAAGAAAUUAAUAAUGCUGAAAACGGAGCACCUCUAUCACCAGAGCAUCAGAAAAAGAAACAAUUUAUGGAUGAAGUUCGUAAAGCUCUUGCUUCUCAUGGUCAUGGAAGUAGUGGAAGUAAACCAGCUUUGCUAGAAGCUGCAUUAUUAGCUGCAGUUAAUUUAUGCAAAGCAUCAACUUACAUCAAUAUAAAUGAUCGAAAUAAUAUUCUCUUUAUUUUGGUUCAUUCAGUAUAUGCUGAUUUACAGAAUUUAUUAUUCAAUCCAAAUAAACCAUAUCUACGAAACAAUCAAAAUUUAGCAGAAACAGAAUCAUUACUCACGGAAUUUUUCGUUGCUUAUUUUCGUAUAACACCACAUAAUAAAAAUCUCCUCAAAGUUUGCUUGCAAACAACAUCACCGGCUAUUUAUCAUACUGUACUAGUAUCUGGACUUUAUCGUAUAAUUACUCAGUCACGUCUAGCAUGGUGGCCUGAUGUUAGCCCGUUUUAUUCGAAAUCCACAGAAAUUCGUUCAAUGUUCUUAGAAACAUUAAAUCGUGUUAAUCAUCAUCCACCAAUUCGAAUAACUCAAAGUCUUACAUUUCGAGAUAAAAUGAAUUUAAAAAACAAAGACAAAACUGAAGAUAAUUUAAUGAAUAAAUAUAAUUUACUACUAAAUAUGGUUCGUCUACUGAAUGCUAACCCAUUAUUAAUGCUUUAUAGUCCGCAGACACGUUCAAGUUCAGAUGCCCAGAAAGCAACAUUUGAUUUAAUGAAUGGUUUAAUGUCUUUAAUACAACAAUCUAUUAUGUCUGACUUAGCGCAAGAAGCAAUGGACGCUUUACUUUGUCUUCACCAACCAGCUAAUAUAAGAUUAUGGAAUUUACAUUCACCGGCUCAAGCGUUUUGGGAAAUAAGUCCACAACUUCUAUACAGUAUUGCUCAGAAAUUAAUCAAUCGUAAUAUACCUAAUUCAUGUGAUGUUUUAAAAUGGUUAAGAGAGAUUCUUGUCUGUCGUAUAAAGUUUCUUCAACAACAUUGUGAUUAUGCAAAUCUACCAGGAUGUUGUACACGGGGUCUGUUGACAUCUAAUAUACCAGUUAGUGGGGAUGUUAAUAUAACUACAAGCACAAAUACAACAGGUGUAACUAGUUCUAUUACAGCAGCGACGACAACAACAGCAACGACUGGAUCUAGCUUAUCUACUGCCGCAAACUAUAUGCAAACAAAUGCAAAUUCAAAUAUGAGUUAUACAGAUGGUGGCGUGUAUAUUGGACCAGCGCCUUCUUCAAAGACGAAUUCUCAAAAUACUCCAUGUUUAAGCCCAUUUCUAGGGCCAUUAGGAAUUAAUCCAAAACGAAAUCAGAUGGCUCUUAUUAAACUAGAAACCGUAUUUUUUACUUACCUAUGGUCACUGGAUUUAGAGGCUGUUUUGACUUCAAUGUCUUGUUUUCGUCUAUUGUGUCAAGAAGCUGAACUUUGGAGUAAUGCUGCAACUUUAGCUACAAUUACUUCUGUUCCAGAUAACGAGUUUGUACAGCGUUCUGAUUGUGAGUGUUAUUUGGUAAAUCCUAAUUUAUCUGCUCCUUCUUCCACAGAAACAUCAGAUUGGGCAGAGAAUUCUGUAUUGACAACAAAUUCACACCAUAGUGAUUUGAUCCGAAAGUCACCACCACCUACAGUUAACUAUAAACUCGUAGUUUCGUCAGCUUCAUCUAGUAGUACUCCACCUGAAAGUACAUGUGUACGCUUCCAAAACUCUUCAACACUAUAUGAUAAUGAUUCCCGAACUCGUCCUAAUAUUCAAGGAUCUUGUAUUGCUUUGUGCAAUUGUGGAUGUCCUCUUUGCACUCCAGUAAGCUAUCUACCAGUAUACACAAAUGUUGGUAGUAAUCCUGCUGUCUCCCGGUCUAUCCACGAUUCCAGCUCUCAUUCUAGUUUUAGUACCUCACUAAAUUCAGACAGUAACCCAACAUUUUGUUCUGAAUAUUCUGAUGACAGCACAACAAACUUCUCUACUCAAACAUCGACCAAAGUUAUAAAUCAUAUUCUCCAUACAACUAGUUCAUCAGACAAGUCAUGUUCAUGGUCGUUACCAGCUCAGUGGGCUUUUACUGACUUCCGGCUUCCAGAUCUUCUACCUGUUUACAAUGUGUAUGCUGAGAUUGCUGAUCACAGUCGUUCAAUUGUCACUACUGGACGUGCACAUUUACAAAAACAAAUUCUAGCUUUAUUAAGAAAAAUAAAUCAUCAAACCCAAGGAAAUAAGCUUGCCUGGGAACAUACUUAUAUGAUUUGGCUAAGAAGUACAAAAUUUCUAAUAAAUUAUCCUAAAUCAAAAGCUUCCGUUCCAUCAAAUGGAACUGAAGACUCUUGUUAUGAUACCACUGCUAAUUCAGCAAAUAAUCCUUCAGUGAGCGGAUUUUCAUCUGCAUCACUGGGAAAUUCUGCAUCUAUACCUAGUGGUCUAGACUCUAUAUCUAAUCAAGUGGAUACGGCUGCGUCUGGAAUGAAUAUAGAUGGAUUUUCUUCUGCCCAUGGUUCUACCGGAAUGCUUCUUACGAUAGCAAAUAAUGCUGGUGGAGUUUCUGUGUCAAUUGCUUCUACUGGGACUAGUUCAUUUGUAUCUGGAAGUGCUAUAAGUUCAGGUACAAGUCGUUAUUUGGCUGUUAAACGUCGUGUCAGUCAACAAUCACCAGUAAAUGACCAUGAAAUUGAAGAUGUACUAAAUGAAUGGGCAAAUAUGACUGGAUUUUUAUGUGCACUAGGUUCUGUAGCACUUAAUAUACCACCACUACCUCAAGGAUCUUCUUCACUUUCUUCACAAAUAGCUUCAUCGGGUUAUUCGUGUGACCAAACCAAAAUCAAACCUCAACAAAUCCACUGUCCUCAUUAUCAUUAUUGCUCUCAGCAUUUAUUGGAUCAUGUACAUCAACAUUUUGAUCCUAAUUGUCUACGUGCAAACUAUUUCUUACACUCUCAUCGUACUAACUUUAAUAAAAGUACUAGUGAUGUUGAUCAAACAGAUGAAUCUCAUAAAUGUCAUUCAUUUCAUGGCGCCUGUCUUAGUGAAUUAACUGCUGCAAGACGUCUUUCACUUGUUCAGUCUAGUUUAAAUCAAGACAACCAAUUCUCACCUGUUGCUCAGUUUAUUGGUAAUCUUCUACUGCUUAUCAGUUGUCAACAUGAGAAAUUCGGGCAUCAAAUACAAAAACAUGUUAAAGAAUCAAUUGGAAAUGAACUAAAUCCCUUGAUUUAUCCAAUUUUAUUCAAUCAAUUACGUAAUCAUGUGGAUGCAUGUUUUUCAGGACAAGGGCAACAACAAGUGGUUGUCACAGAAACCAAUACAUUAUUUAUUGAAAAUGUGAUCUUUAUUAUGCGUAGUAUAUUAGAUAAACGAACUAAAUCGGUUGAUCGAUUAAGUGAUCACUUAGAAUUAGUUAGUAUAGAAAGUCUUAUGUUAAAUAUUGUUAGGUACGUUCGUCAUUUGGAAUGUGUGCAUUCUCUUCAGAUAAAGAUCAAAGUUUGUCAAUUAGUACAGAAAAUGAUGGCCAGACGUGAAGAUUUAGCAUUUAGACAGGAGAUGAGAUUUCGAAAUAAAUUAGUAGAUUACCUUUGUGAUUGGAUCAUGGGCAGUAGCUAUCAUCUUAAUCUUUCCGUACAAACAAAUUACUUAGCCAAUAAUUCAACAGGAACAACAAUCACAACAACAAUGUCUGCUGCUACUACUGUUGCUUCUUGUAACAACAGUAAUGUUUCCGGAGUGUUUGGAUUAUCAAAUACCUCAAUAGCUAACUCUCUUACAUCAGAAUUUAAUGAAAAUAUUUCCUUGUCUAACUCAUCACUAGUGAAUCCAUCAAUUUUCCUCCCGUCAGGAGUAGGGAUACCAAUAAGUCAAAGCCAGAAUAAUUCUAUUGCGAUAACAAGCCACAAUACUCAAUUACCGUAUUCAAACUUUGUACCUAGCAGUGGGAUCAGUGGAAUGGUUGCAAACUAUGGCGGUGUUCAUGGUAGUAUUACUGGUUAUCCAGGUGUUCCAUAUUGCGGCAUGUUAACGUCAGGAAACUUUGGACUGAUGAACUAUGGAUCCCAAGGUCAGUCAUCAGUAAAUGCUUGGAAUCGAUCUGAUAUCUUGGAUUCUCAUUGUGCAUGGGAUAAUGCAACACCGAAUUUAGGCAUUGGUGUAGGGUUAAUUGCUCACGGACAAUUUUCUAAUAGCCCAUUUUCACCCUAUUUUAAUACUUCAGAGUUAACUAGCUUCAGUAGUAUGCCAUAUGGAAAUGUAAACAAUAGUCGACUUGUACCUGGUGGAUUAAGUUGUAUUGGCCAAUCACAAUACUGGAACAUUGCAAAUAGCAAGUCAACUGCUUUGUCAGGAACAACGUCAUGUCAAAAUUACAUAUCAACCAGUGGUAAUUCUUUGUCUGCUGUCUCUAGCCCAUCUGGAUUUAAUUGUAUUAGUGGUCAAAUCAAUGUAAUUAAGUAUGGAAGUAAUAUACCCACAUCCAAUGUUAGUAGUACAUCUUAUUCUGGACAAUCAUCAGUUUCAAGUAUUUGGUCAGGUACAAGUGGUAUCAAUUAUGCUUUGUAUACAGGAACGAACACUACUUCAUCUCAUGUACCAGCCAUUGCAGUCUCUGCUGUCACAACUUUAAGUGUCGGAAGUUAUUCUUCCAAUGUUCCAAAUAUUACUUCAACUACCGGUAUAGUAGCACAAACUGCCGCUCAAACAAGGGAAUUAGAUCUGGCAUGUAUGGAGGCUGUCGCUGCAUUGCUCCAUGGUAUGCCAUUGCAACCAGAAGAAAUUGAUCGGGCAGAUUUAAUGGAUGCUAAAUCUCAUUUGUUUGCUAAAUAUUUCUCACUUUUUAUGAAUCUAUUAAAUGAUGUGGCAGAUGAUCGUGAAAAAGGUGCUGAAAUAAGACAAAAUCAUACAGCUUUACGUAAUGUUACAGUUCAAGCAAUGUCAAACCUUUUAAAUGCUAACAUUGAAUCUGGAUUAGUUCACGCGAUAGGUUUGGGUUAUCAUCGGGAACCACAAAGUCGAGCUGCAUUUAUGGAAGUUCUGACAAAAAUUUUACAACAAGGCACGGAAUUUGAAACUCUUGCAGAAACAGCUUUAGCUGAACGAUAUGAACGUUUAGUUGGUUUAGUGACUAUGGUUGGUGAAAAUGGAGAACUUCCGAUAGCUAUGGCUCUUACUCAAGUUGUUUCUUGCAAUAAUAUGGAUGAAUUGGCUCGAGUUCUCGUGACAUUAUUUGAUGCUAAACAAUUACUUUGUCAAUUAUUUUGCAAUGUAUUUUCUAAAGAGGUUAGUUAUUUCAUAAUGUUUGCACGGUUUAUUUUUAUUAUAUAGUUUUCAUAUACAUAGCUUUAAUUGUUUGUUAGGAUUCUACUUAGAACUAAAUCAUAAAUUUUUUAUAAACAAAAGAUAAUAAGCAUAACAUUUUUGUCAUUACUUUUUUUAUUAACUCAGUAAACGUCGUUUAUAUACUGUGUGCAAAAGUUAGUUGAUUUUCCCUCUUACUUAGAUGAUUAUAUAUUAUUUGGUUUUUCGAUCAUAGAUUCACUUAACCCGCUUUAGUAUAAGUUCUAGGAAAUAAAUAACAGCAUACAAAACGACUAUCGUAAUAAGAUUAUAUUAAUCAAAAUAUCAGUGACAUAUCCGGCAAAAUACACAUACUACCUAUAACAUCAAUGCAACAGUACUAAUAUUUGUCAAGAACCAAUAUCAUUCAAUAGAUGAUAACUUGAAAAUUUCCAAGGUAAUUUUGUUAUAAUUUCAGUGUUAUGAGAUAAGUAGAAAUUAAUGUAAUUCCUAAAGAUUAUGUCGUUUAUCUGUUUACUUAAUGUUUAUUGACUCCGUUGGGACUGGAUAUUUCAACAAGUAAAUUCAGCAGCUUCAUAAACAUUACAUUUAAAGUCUCGUCUAUUAUAAGAUUUUAAAUUUAGAUAUUAAUCAACCCUUAUAAUUUUUAGUAACGGCAUUUUCCAAACACAAUUAUCAAUUACCAAAUGGCUCUUUUGUUAUUUUGUGGUUAGUUUCAUCAAACUACUAAAACAAUGAAAGUAGCUCUACAGUUUAUAUGAAUCUUAUCUGAGAUUUAUUUAUCAUUUAAUUAUAACUAGAAAAGAAGGUAGCUUAACAAGUUUAUUAAAAGAAAACAUGUACAGAGGUAUCACGAAAGGGUAAUCCUACAUAACAUGUGUGAAAUGUUUUUAAUUUCAAUCCUGACGUGCAAAAAUGAAACCAACAUUUAAUCACACAGUUAUCGGCGUUAAAUAUGCCACCAUAUUAUUGUGACGAGUUCAACUGUGUACUAGUCCAUUGUACUUAGUAAUCAUUUUGCUUGACUUUAGAUUUAUACCUGUUGAGUAAGAUCUGAAUCCUGACUUCAUAGUCCAUAAAUUGAAACUUUAGUUUGCAAAUGUAAGUUGUCCUUAGGACGGUAAAUAUUUUUCAAACUACCAAACUUAUCUUCUGUCAAUGACAAAUAGAAUAAGCAAAUGUUUGAGCUUUCAUUCAUAUUACUGUCAGCUAGGAAGUAUGUUGACUUUAUCCGAAGAUCAUGAUUAUAUAUAUCAAUAAGAAAAUACAAUUCAGCAAUCAAUAUAGAUUUAAUAUCAUUGAAACCAAGAGAAAAGGUAUUCCUCGGUACUAAAAUCAUUCUUAUUAAAUUAACAACUUUUAUUGUUAUUCAUCUUCAUUAUAUUUAUUUAACAUCUAGCUGGAAUCAGCUGAUAGUAUGCAAGCACCAUUACGUGGUAAUACAAUGACAAGUAAAAUAAUGAACUAUUGUUUUAAACAAUUUGGACGCGAUUAUUUACAAUCAGUAUUAGGUCCAGUACUUAUGGAGCUAGUUAGACGAGAUGCCGGAAACUCAGCUGCUUAUGUAACUUUGGCACCACCGCCACCACCACCAGUGAUGGCUACAACAGCAGGGAAAAAUGAUGUCAAUAACAAAUCAGUCAACACUAUCAAGAGUGACAAUAUUUCUAACUACAACUACAUGCAACAAUUAAGUGAAAUGUCAUCAAUUAGUACGAAUGAAUUGUUGGAAGAUAUAACAAAAUUCAAUCAAAACAAAUCAAACUUAUCUUAUGAAGUUGAUCCAAGACUUUUGCAAUCAAACGAAAAUCUGGAAGAUAAUCAAAACAACUUGAUUUUCGCAACUGAAUUAUUAUAUAAUAAAUUAAUUAAAUCUGUAGAUAGGUAAGAAUAUUAAAACAUACAUUUUAAAUAUGCAUUUUAUUCAUUGAUCGAUUUGAUCGACCUGAAAUAUUUAGCAGCUUACCAUUUAACCACUCGAUCAUAGUGAUAAACUGCUUUGUUUAUUUUGGUUCAGAUUUAUAUUUAGCUAUACCAAAGGCGAUUGAUUAACGACUAUUCAAUCAAAUAAAGCAAUAUAUAAUAGUUUAACAUCCUUCAGUACAAACAAGUGGUUCAUGAUUCAGUAAUCAUUGAAGACCAGUGAAUGAUCAUGGUUACUCAUGCACUGUGCAACGCUUAGGAUAGAUGUGCAUCGGUUCAUUUGGGCACACUUCACAACAGUACACC
Messenger RNA from Schistosoma spindalis, 11687 nucleotides. The record is from the annotation of a GenBank genome assembly. NCBI's taxonomy places the organism in Eukaryota, Metazoa, Platyhelminthes, Trematoda, Strigeidida, Schistosomatidae.